CUGCGGCCGAGGUGCAACUCAUCAGACUCACCGCCAACUUUGAACAUUGGAGGCGUUGACAGAUGAAUGUGGCAUGAGUGUUCGCUAUUUUUCCGAGGCCUGUAUAGAGCAGUCGACGGAACAGGACCACGCUUUCCAAGGGCGGGUCGCAUACAUUUGAGGAUACAGACAGGGGAGCAGCAGAAGCUUGGCGAACGACUGCGUCCGCUGGAGAGUGUGCCUCUGAGUCCUGGCGAGUGAGAUUGUGCGACUGAGCAGUGACUUCGGAGUGUUGAUCCCCGUCCUCAGACUGGCGAGAUCUAUGCUUAUCCGCUGCCCCUGGCGAGGCCCCAGGAGGGCGUACACACCGCUCCUGGGCCCAGGAUGGGCUGGCCAGUCCUCGAGCCCAGAGUUGGAGGUCCGCCGCAGACGCGGGCCAGCGCGCGCCCGCGCGCGUCAGGACACCUUCGGGGUGGCGGCGCCAGGCUGGUUGGUGCAGGUGGACGAAGAGCCGGUCAACACCAUCGACGAGCUGCUCGUGGCCGUGCGAGCUGGGAAAUUCCAGGGCCGCGAGUGGCUCCGCUUUCGCGCCAUCGACAGCGAGGGCCGGCCCUCCGUUCGGGCGCUGCACCCGGACGGCACCUUCUGGCCCACGGUCGAGCUCGUGCGGG
Messenger RNA from Prorocentrum cordatum, 650 nucleotides. The record is from the annotation of a GenBank genome assembly. NCBI's taxonomy places the organism in Eukaryota, Dinophyceae, Prorocentrales, Prorocentraceae.